UUCCCCGCCUAUCGGGUCGAGAUCGGGAGGCGGCGCGGGGAUCACAUCUCGCCGCGGCGGUUCGCGCUGCCAGCGAGUUCAUUCAGCCCGCGAAGGGAAGGAAGCUGCCCAUCGCCGUCCGGUGGUUAUAAAACUCACCUCUCCGGCCCCCCUUCCUCUCUUCCUUCUCUUGCACUACCCAACCACUCCCUCCGCGUCGAUCGAUCCGUACCGCCUGGGAGGCAGCUCGACGUUCAACGAAAGAGAGUGAGAGCACGGUUCGUCGCGGGGGAAGCAGAGCAGGAGAGGAGCUGACGCGGCGGCGGGGGCGAGAGUCGGCGGGGAGGCAUGGACGGGCACGGCGGCGGAGCCGGUAAGCUGACGAGGACGCCGUCGUCGCUACUCCGGUCGCCUACCAUGCGCGCGGGUCCCGGCACCGCAUCGUUCCACGCGCUCGACGACCCGGAACCCGACGACAAGAAGGCGCAGGCGCCACUGGGCAAGCCUCGGGCGCUGCUCCGCCGGGCCCACCACCGGUUCCGCCCCGGCCCGGCCCAGUCCGCGCUCCUCCUCCUCCUCCCGGUCCUCGCGCUCGCCGCGCUGCUCAUGCGCGGGGGCGACGGCGGCCACCACCUCGCCCUCCUGGCGGCCGCGGCGGGGUUCGCCCUCGCCGCCGCGGCCGCCGUCGCGCGGCUCCGCGGCGCUCGCCCGCGCUCCCCGGCGCUCGAGGCCUCCGUGCGGUGGUUCAUCGGCGAAGAUGACGACGAGGAGCAGCGGGACUGGAAGCGGAGGGCGGGGCUCGGGCUGGGGCUGGGACUGGGGCGCCGCGCGGAGGUGCGGGAGGGCGUCGAGUUCUACAGCAACGGGGACCGCUACGAGGGGGAGUUCCACGGGGGCCGCUGCAGCGGCAGCGGCGUGUACAGCUUCUUCGGGAAGGGCAAGUACGAGGGCGACUGGGUGGACGGCAAGUACGACGGCCACGGCGUCGAGAGCUGGGCGCGCGGCAGCCGGUACCGCGGCCAGUACCGGCAGGGCCUUCGCCACGGCCACGGCGUCUACCGAUUCUACAGCGGCGACGACUACGCCGGCGAGUGGGCCGGCGGCCAGAGUCACGGUAUCGGCGCCCAGACCUGCUCCGACGGCAGCACGUACGCCGGCGAGUUCAAGUGCGGCGUCAAGCACGGCCUCGGCUGCUACCAUUUCAGAACAAAAUCCUCUGCAGGAACGGCGAUCUGUACGCGGGGGAGUACUUCGCAGACAAGAUCCAGGGUUUCGGUGCGUACAGAUUCGCCAAUGGACACAGCUACGAGGGAUCUUGGCACGAAGGAAAGAAACAGGGGUUCGGGAUGUACGUAUUUGGGAGUGGGGAUGAACGAGCCGGGGAGUGGGAUUCUGGAAUUCUGAAGAGCUCCUUGCCUCUGUCAGACCCAGCUGUUCAGCGUGCCCUGCAGGCUGCUCGAAGGGCUGCAGACAGCGCCUUUCACCUCCCAAGAGUACAAGAGCAGGUGAACAAGGCCGUCAUGGCUGCAAACAGAGCGGCUACAGCUGCCCGUGUCGCUGCGAUCAAGGCAGUGCAGAACAGGAUAGAUGGCAAGCUCUGUUUCAUCGAUGUGUGAAUUGGGUUCAAGAAUUGUGCCCUUCACCUGUUAACAGGAUAGACUAGCCAAGAGCGGCAGUGACUAGCUGCUGAGUUUCGCGACCGGAGCAGCACAACCGCAUGCUCCGUGUUGGUUGGAGAGACCAGUACGGUUGGCGGCAGCCACCAAUGGGCUGAACUGCUGCUGUUUUCUUGAAGUGGUUCACCUCGUGCUGGAUCGCUGAGAGCAAGUUCACCCUAUUCCUCUUCCUCCUUGUGCAGACUGCUCCAUAGUCCAUGUCUCCACUCCAUCCAUGUGUAUCAAUGGUGGUCGGUGGAGAUGAUCUGUCAGUGCUUUUCUGUUUUCUGCAUCGCCCUGUACUGUAUGUGCAUUGUACAUGCACUGUGUUAUCUUGCUCGGAUCAGAUGUUCCGACGGCAAAUCUUGCCGGUUUGAACUUGUGGCGCCACGUGCAGGGAUUCUCCAUUCGUAAUCGUACUUGAGCGUGCACAUGGGUGUUUACCAGCCAAUAAUCCCUCGCUGCCAUAUCAUGCAGCCUCUUAUCUGCUGUUCCAUCCACUGCACCUGGGCUACCUACCUCUCUACCUGCACCUUCUCGGACAUUUCCAUUCUCUCCGCAGAUUAUGGCGUCUUUCGGUCCACUUGCUGCUCCAUGUUCUCGCCUCGCAUUAGAGGCAUGAAGAAAUGAAACAUGCAAGUGUUGAGGUAAUGACAAAUGCGUUGCAAUACACUGGGUCCAGUCACAGCCUUUCAAUUUCAUCGAGUCGGGAAAGUGCAGGAGUGAAAAUUUGUGUGGCGUCAGUAAAUUCAAAGCCAACCUUUGUAUUCCAGCUUC
This is a messenger RNA of Zea mays, 2411 nucleotides long. Its product is annotated as junctophilin-4-like. The record is from RefSeq and is a predicted model, not a curated record. Lineage: Eukaryota; Viridiplantae; Streptophyta; Magnoliopsida; Poales; Poaceae. The transcript has 3 exons. Bases 328 to 1383 code for a protein of 351 amino acids.